ACAGUGCUUGGAUACCUAUUUACCCGUCAAGUGCCUGGGUAAUAAUUGAUAGAUUUCCUGAGAGGACAAAAAAGGGCCCAGAUGGGGCCAGGUGGGUUAUACCACAGUUGGAAACAGCUCACAGUGAGUCAUCUACAGUGGACAUCAGCUGCUCCAGGUGCAGGACUGCACACAUGGGAUAGAUUUAGCAAACUUCCAUAUCCCGGUGACAAAGCCUUCCUCUACGAUACUUUCCCUGACAAGUUUAUGUGGGCUGUCGGCACCGCUGCCUAUUCAAUUGAAGGAGCCUGGGAGAAAGACGGGAAGGGUAAGUCUAUCUGGGACACGUUCACUCGCGGAGGGACGCGGGUGUCCAGAGGCGACGUGGGUAGUGACAGUUAUCACAACAUCAAGGGAGACCUCCGAGCCCUGCAGCAACUUGGAGUCAGUCACUAUCGCUUUUCUCUGUCCUGGUCACGCAUUUUUUCUAACGGCACUAAAGAAAGUUACAAUGAAAAAGGUGUGGAGUAUUAUAAAAGUCUAAUUCGAGGACUGAAGGAAAUUAAAGUGCAGCCCGUUGUGACUUUAUAUCAUUGGGACCUGCCAGAGAGUUUGCAGAGCUUAUUUGGAGGCUGGAGCAAUUCGGUUAUGGUGGAGCUAUUCAGAGAAUAUGCAGAUUUUUGUUUUAGAACAUUUGGAACGGAUGUGAAAUUGUGGAUUACCAUUGACAAUCCUUUUGUUGUGGCCUGGCAUGGAUAUGGAACUGGAGUUGUGGCACCUGGUAUCAAAAAUGACUCCGACUUGCCUUUCAGAGUUGGGCAUAAUCUUCUGAAGGCUCAUGCAGCAGCCUGGCACUUAUAUGACGACCGGUAUCGUUCCAGUCAGGGUGGGCGAGUGUCCAUGGCUCUGGCAUCCCACUGGAUCAAACCUAGUAGAACCAGGCAGGAGAACAGCAAAGCCUGUCAGUGUUCUCUGGACUUCGUGCUCGGCUGGUUCGCCCGUCCGCUGUUUGUGGAUGGAGACUAUCCACCCUGCAUGAAACGCAAUUUGACCCACAGACUGCCAUCCUUCACGGAAUCUGAGAGCUUGUACGUUAAUGGAACGGCGGACUUCUUUGCCCUGUCUCACGGACCCGCCCUUAGCUUUCAGCUGAUUAAUGACAGUCUGCGUUUUGGCCAGACAGAAGACCUGGGUCUAAGGAUGCUGCUGUACUGGGUCCGUGCCGAGUACAACAAUCCUCCCAUCUUUGUGGUGGAGAGCGGCUGGUAUGGAAGUGGCAACACGAAAACAAAGGAUGCUAAACAUAUGUACUACCUGAAGCGCUUUAUUAUGGAGACUCUAAAAGCAAUCCGCUUUGACAGAGUAAAUGUGAUUGGCUACACAGCCUGGUCUCUGCUGGACGGGUAUGAGUGGUACCGUGAAUAUGGAAUACGACGAGGACUAUUUUAUGUAGAUUUCAACACUCCUGAUCUAAAGAGAGAGCCAAAGACAUCUGCCACUUUCUAUAGCAAACUUAUAGAAAAGAAUGGCUUCCCUCAACUGCCCGAGAACCGGCCUGCACAGGGCGUCUUUCCAUGUGACUUUGCCUGGGGAGUUGCAGCCAAUUCAAUACAGGUUGAUACUAUACCUACCCAGUUUGCUGACCCCAGUGUUUAUGUCUGGAACGUUUCUGGUAACGGAGAGCUCAAAAAGGUCUCAGGUGUACAGGUGCCCCCUAUGCGCAGAACACACCACUGCGCCGAUUACGGCAUCAUCCUCCAGCAAGUGUCUGACGUGCACCGUAUGCAAGUCUCACACUUCCACUUCUCCCUCAACUGGUCCUCUAUCACCCCAACAGGCCGGGUGUCUGAUGCUAACGAAACACUUCUAAGAUACUACCAUUGCUUUGUCAGUGAGCUACAAAAGGUUAACGUAACCCCUGUAGUGACCCUUUGGCACCACACAGGGAAACUAUCCAGCUUGCCGGCACCCAUUGAGGCCGAUGGGGGCUGGCAGAGCGAGGAGACAGUCCAAGCUUUUGCAGAUUACGCCAGGUUGUGUUUUCAGUGGCUAGGAGCUCAUGUCAAGCUGUGGAUCACACUGAACGAACCUAACGACGAGGAUCUUGAAUACACCGUGGGCCACCAGCUGCUCCGUGCGCAUGCGUUAGCGUGGCACAUCUACGACAGCGAGUUUCGCAAAACCCAAGGCGGUAAGGCAUCGCUGGUUCUUCAUAUGGACUGGGUCGAACCUGCAUUUUCUUUCAACAGGGAGGAUGUUGAACCUGCAAACCGAGUCUUGGACUUUCGAGUAGGCUGGUUUGCAGAGCCCAUCUUCGGUAGUGGCGAUUACCCAGUGGUUAUGCGUAGCUGGCUCCAACAGCGAAACAAUAUCGAUCUCUUCAACUACCACUUACCCGUAUUUAGCGAAGAAGAUAGGCUGUUGGUUAAAGGAACCUAUGAUUUCUUCGCCAUCAGCCAUUUUACUACCUCGAUGGUGUAUGAUGGAGUGGAGGACAAAUACACCUUUAAGGACAAGCUGCAGGUACAGCUGAUAUCUGACGUCACCUGGAUCAUGUCUCCAAGACGCAACUCUCCUGUGGUCCCAUGGGGUCUUCGCAAGGCACUGAAUUGGGUUAACUCUCGAUACAAAGGGGUUCCCAUUUACGUGAUGGCCAAUGGUGUUCAAGAGGACAUUGCUAGGUUUAAGGAUAGCUUGCGUGUCUACUACCUUUACAACUACAUUAAUGAGGCCUUGAAAGCAUAUACUCUGGAUGGAGUCAAUCUUAAGGGCUAUUUUGCAUAUGCCUUCAGUGACCAGCGGGACCCAGGCUUUGGCAUGUACGGUCACGUGCAGGAGGAGGUCAUUUUAAAAUCUUCAUUGGGCCAUUACAAAAACAUCAUCCAGCACAAUGGCUUCCCUGCCCCAGGCACAGCUCAACAGCAGUGUCCCCAUGCUCCAGUCCACGGCUCUGGCCGUUACAUUCUCACCAAGCACCCCAUCGUUGGCUUUCUCACUCUGGUGAGCUCUUGUAUGCUGAUCACAGUGUGCCUUGUUAUCUACUACGGAGUCAAGAGGCACAAAUUAAUCACCAAAAAAUGAACUCAAAAGGUUCCAGUAGACUCUUAUGCCUUUAAUUUAUUUGUUCUAAAGGUUAGUUUGACAACCUACAUACUACGCUUCUAACUCUUUCUUAAAUCAUAGUGCUUAUGGAAUUUCUUGAAGGAGACAACGGAUGCCUGUUUUCCACAAGUUGGUAUGUUUCUUUGGGGUCUUCAUGAAAUGUCCACAACAUAAUUAUUAUUUUAAAUUCCUUAAUGGUCAUGUAAAACACCCUUUUUACCUUGUCAAAAACAACUCUGUGAAUUUCGCAUCCGAUGUCUCCUUUAAUGCAUACUAUGUGAACCUGUAAGACUUGGAUAAUUACUUAACUGCAGCUUUGCCAUGUAAAAACGCUAUUUAUUUGUAAAAAAGUAUAUUUGCAUUAUUUGGUCAAGUUUGCACAAGGAUUUGGUUUUUGCACGAAUUGUGGGAAAAAGUAUAUUAUUCUGUUAUGACGUAUUCAGAACCUUACUUUGGUUAGCUUAAGUAAGUAAUGUCACAGAGGUCAUACUCACAUUGUCUAAUAUACAAUACUUUAUAAUGUACUAAAUAAAUGUUUAUUGUUGUACUUAAUGUCAUAGUAAACUUCUGUUACCUAUAAUCCAUAUGCACUAUUUGUAACCCAUUUUAUUAGGUUAUAUUUACUUAAAAAUUAGAUUUAACUUUUCAAAUAUUCAUAUUUGCAAUUUCCACUUCAUUUGUGCUUUUUGUUGUCAAUGUUUUGCUUACACUUGUUUGUUUAUUCACAUUUGUCCAUGUGAAAUUCUGUGCCUUUGUGUUUAGAUUCCUAAAUAGCAAGCCAGCGAGCCAAGAACAUUUGAA
This is a messenger RNA of Labeo rohita (rohu), 3882 nucleotides long. It is a transcript of the gene kl, whose product is annotated as klotho. The record is from RefSeq and is a predicted model, not a curated record. The transcript is spliced from 6 exons. The coding region runs from base 82 to 3060 and encodes 992 amino acids. Gene Ontology annotation, biological process: carbohydrate metabolic process. Gene Ontology annotation, molecular function: hydrolase activity, hydrolyzing O-glycosyl compounds. Lineage: Eukaryota; Metazoa; Chordata; Actinopteri; Cypriniformes; Cyprinidae.